Messenger RNA from Phytophthora nicotianae INRA-310, 765 nucleotides. RefSeq lists its product as hypothetical. The transcript has a single exon. Lineage: Eukaryota; Oomycota; Peronosporomycetes; Peronosporales; Peronosporaceae. The record is from RefSeq and is a predicted model, not a curated record. Gene Ontology annotation, molecular function: protein binding. The coding region runs from base 45 to 653 and encodes 202 amino acids.
CGACAAAGCGCUUUCUUUGAUUCCAAGGCGUACGCAUUACGACGAUGGCGGAUAUCCCAAUGACGACCGAGGUGAGCGACGAAGAGCUGCUGGGAGGAUGGAAGCCGCGCCUGGGUCCGCUGUCCGUGGCCGAGAAGGUGGAGCAGGGCGAGCUGCUCAAGCGCCAAGGUAACCUGCACGUCAAGCAGGGCGAGCUGAAGCGUGCGUUGGCGUCGUACGCCAAAGUGUUUGCGUACGUGAACGGCCUGUCCGUAGCCGGCGACUCCAUGUCCCAGUACGCACAGGGGGCGGCAGGAAUGACGGCCACCCAAGAACAGGGCACACAGAUCCAGGCCGUCAAGGUGGCCGUGUGGUCCAAUAUGGCUUUGUGCCACCUGAAGCUCGGCACGCAGCCGGAACGAGCGUUAAACUGCUGCGACAAGGUGCUGGAGCUCGAGCCGCAGCAUAGUAAGGCGCGCUUCCGCAAGGCGCAGGCCAUGGUGCAGCUCACGCACUACGAGCGAGCCUACAAGCUGCUAAGUGCGCUGCUAGAGGAAGAACCCAAGAACGCCGCCGUGCGUAACGAGAUCCGCGCGCUUCAAGUUAAGAAACGCGCGUACGACGCCGAGGCCAAGGCCAAGGAGAAGAGUGCGUUUGGUAACAUGUUCAAGUAGACGGAGGAAGAGUUAAGUGAAGACAAAACUGCAGCUUUAAUGUAGAAAAAAGUCGUUUAGUUAUAUAGUAAUGGGUGUUGCUGUGUAUGCUGUUCUCACGUCCGGAAGAAAU